Molecule: messenger RNA, 1659 nt
Organism: Aureobasidium vineae
Lineage: Eukaryota; Fungi; Ascomycota; Dothideomycetes; Dothideales; Saccotheciaceae
Source: the annotation of a GenBank genome assembly
AUGUCCGAAUUCAUCGGAUCGCGCAUCUCCCUCAUCUCCAAGAGCGACAUCAAAUAUGUCGGCACGCUACACGAGAUCAACUCGGAGAACUCGACAGUCGCUCUGGAAAAUGUCAAGUCAUUCGGCACCGAAGGCCGUCGCGGCAACCCAGACGACGAGAUCCCGCCUAACGACCAGAUCUACGACUACAUUGUCUUCCGUGGAAGCGACGUCAAGGACCUGACCAUUGUCGAGCCUCCCAAGGAGAACAAGCCCCAGCCUCCUCAGAUGCCCAAUGACCCCGCCAUUCUCGGUGGCGCCUUCCCUCAGCCCAAUCAGCAGCAGCAACAGCAGCAGCAGUGGCGCGGUCCUCAAGGCCCUCAGGGCCCUCAACAACCCCCACCUUUCCCUCCCUACGGCUACCCUCCNCCGCCCCAGGGCAACUCUCGUUUCGGUCCUCCCGCCGGUCCUCACGGCUUCCCCAACGCCCCUCCUCAGUUCUAUGGGCCCCCUCCUCCAGGCUGGUUCCCCCUCCAGGACAAGGCUUCCCUCAAGGUCCGCCCGGACAUUUCCCUUCUCAGCAGCCCAUUGGCCGUCCUGGUCAGCAACAACAGCACCAGCAACAACAGCCUCAAUCUCAGCAGCAGAGAGCUCCUGACGCUCAGGAAUCUCCUGCCCCUUCAGAGAAGCAAACCGAGUCCGCCAAGNGACACCGCCGCCUUCCCUCCUCAAGUCCCUGACCAAAAGCCCGCAGGCUCUGCAGACCAGGUUCCUUCUUUCGAGGCUUCCGCUCCUCCUCCACCAGUCGAUUCGAAGCCCGAUGUCGCUGCAGCUACCGCCCCUGCUCAAUCGCAGCAGAAGCCUCCCACUGGUCCUAAGAACACCCGUGUAGCCGUUCCUCUCGUUCCCUCCCACGCUAAGCCUGGCAACACCCCUUCAAACUUGGCCCAGCAGCAACAGAGUGCUACACAGACUGCCGCCGCCGCCGUCGCUGCCGCCAUGGCCAAGCUCCCCAUCUCGGCCACUACUCCCGUUGACUCCAGUGUUGACAACUUGGCAAAGCGUGUCGGUGAUAUGCGCACUGAUGACAGAACAAGACACCCGCGCCAGCCAAAUGCUGGUGGAUUCCCUGCUGGAAACCGUGGUGGCCGUGGAGGCAGACGUCCCAGCAACCGUGAUCUCGCCAAACCGGUCGAAGUACCUACGACAGAUUUCGAUUUCGAGACCAGCAACGCCAAGUUCAACAAGCAGGAUUUGGUGAAGGAGGCAAUCGCAUCCGGCUCUCCUUUGGGCACACCCACCACCGAUGAGCCCAAGCAUUCUCAGGAAGAUGCAUCCAACGGCUAUGAGGCUCCUCAAGCCGAGCGCGAGGUCGUCAUUCCUGGUGCCACCUACAACAAGUCAAGCUCGUUCUUUGACAACAUUUCAUCAGAACUCAAGGACAGACAGGCCGCUCAAGAGGAUGGAAGACGUAUNGGGGGUAUGGAGUUCAGAACCGAAGAGCGCAAGAAGAAUUUCGAAACUUUCGGACAGGCCAACGUGGAUAACGGAUUCCGUGGUGGAUACCGUGGUCGCGGCCGUGGCAGAGGGUUUGGCCGUGGCGGCCAGCGCGGCGGUUUCGCUCCCAGAGGCGGCUAUGCCCCCAGAGGCCGUGGUGCAGGCUUUGCUGGCGAGUCUUAG